GCUGGUGAGGAGGGGGGCCUUGCACGGGGAAGAGAGGGAGGAAAGUAGAUCUGUAGGAAUUGAGUGAAGAAAAAGUUUGCAAGUCUGGACAGAAGGGAAAAGUUCUCCUGAGAGACCGGCUUUGGGGAGGGGAGGGGGGAAGGAAGAGUAGCUCCUUCUUCUUUUUUUUUCUUCCACUCUUAAAAAGCUUCUUUCUCUUCACCCAAGCCUCACUGUCCCUCUCCGGCUCUAGCUCUCUCCAUAUAAACCCUCAAGAUUAUGUCAAUUGGUUAGAGCCAGCCGGGAAUUUCGUGCGGGUGCUGAAGGAGCUGCGGGAGCCGGAGAAGAAUGAAACUGCGUGGAGUCAGCCUGGCUGCCGGCUUGUUCUUACUGGCCCUGAGUCUUUGGGGGCAGCCUGCAGAGGCUGCGGCUUGCUAUGGGUGUUCUCCAGGAUCAAAGUGUGACUGCAGUGGCAUAAAAGGGGAAAAGGGAGAGAGAGGGUUUCCAGGUUUGGAAGGACACCCAGGAUUGCCUGGAUUUCCAGGUCCAGAAGGGCCUCCAGGGCCUCGGGGACAAAAGGGUGAUGAUGGAAUUCCAGGGCCACCAGGACCAAAAGGAAUCAGAGGUCCUCCUGGACUUCCUGGAUUUCCAGGGACACCAGGUCUUCCUGGAAUGCCAGGCCACGAUGGGGCCCCAGGACCUCAAGGUAUUCCUGGAUGCAAUGGAACCAAGGGAGAACGUGGAUUUCCAGGCAGUCCCGGUUUUCCUGGUUUACAGGGUCCUCCAGGACCCCCUGGGAUCCCAGGUAUGAAGGGUGAACCAGGUAGUAUAAUUAUGUCAUCACUGCCAGGACCAAAGGGUAAUCCAGGAUAUCCAGGUCCUCCUGGAAUACAAGGCCUACCUGGUCCCACUGGUAUACCAGGGCCAAUUGGUCCCCCAGGACCACCAGGUUUGAUGGGCCCUCCUGGUCCACCAGGACUUCCAGGACCUAAGGGGAAUAUGGGCUUAAAUUUCCAGGGACCCAAAGGUGAAAAAGGUGAGCAAGGUCUUCAGGGCCCACCUGGGCCACCUGGGCAGAUCAGUGAACAGAAAAGACCAAUUGAUGUAGAGUUUCAGAAAGGAGAUCAGGGACUUCCUGGUGACCGAGGGCCUCCUGGACCUCCAGGGAUACGUGGUCCUCCAGGUCCCCCAGGUGGUGAGAAAGGUGAGAAGGGUGAGCAAGGAGAGCCAGGCAAAAGAGGUAAACCAGGCAAAGAUGGAGAAAAUGGCCAACCAGGAAUUCCUGGUUUGCCUGGUGAUCCUGGUUACCCUGGUGAACCCGGAAGGGAUGGUGAAAAGGGCCAAAAAGGUGACACUGGCCCACCUGGACCUCCUGGACUUGUAAUUCCUAGACCUGGGACUGGUAUAACUAUAGGAGAAAAAGGAAACAUUGGGUUGCCUGGCUUGCCUGGAGAAAAAGGAGAGCGAGGAUUUCCUGGAAUACAGGGUCCACCUGGCCUUCCUGGACCUCCAGGGGCUGCAGUUAUGGGUCCUCCUGGCCCUCCUGGAUUUCCUGGAGAAAGGGGUCAGAAAGGUGAUGAAGGACCACCUGGAAUUUCCAUUCCUGGACCUCCUGGACUUGAUGGACAGCCUGGGGCUCCUGGGCUUCCAGGGCCUCCUGGCCCUGCUGGCCCUCACAUCCCUCCUAGUGAUGAGAUAUGUGAACCAGGCCCUCCAGGCCCCCCAGGAUCUCCAGGUGAUAAAGGACUCCAAGGAGAACAAGGAGUGAAAGGUGACAAAGGUGACACUUGCUUCAACUGCAUUGGAACUGGUAUUUCAGGGCCUCCAGGUCAACCUGGUUUGCCAGGUCUCCCAGGUCCUCCAGGAUCUCUUGGUUUCCCUGGACAGAAAGGGGAAAAAGGACAAGCUGGUGCAACUGGUCCCAAAGGAUUACCAGGCAUUCCAGGAGCUCCAGGUGCUCCAGGCUUUCCUGGAUCUAAAGGUGAACCUGGUGAUAUCCUCACUUUUCCAGGAAUGAAGGGUGACAAAGGAGAGUUGGGUUCCCCUGGAGCUCCAGGGCUUCCUGGUUUACCUGGCACUCCUGGACAGGAUGGAUUGCCAGGGCUUCCUGGCCCGAAAGGAGAGCCUGGUGGAAUUACUUUUAAGGGUGAAAGAGGUCCCCCUGGGAACCCAGGUUUACCAGGCCUCCCAGGGAAUAUAGGGCCUAUGGGUCCCCCUGGUUUCGGCCCUCCAGGCCCAGUAGGUGAAAAAGGCAUACAAGGUGUGGCAGGAAAUCCAGGCCAGCCAGGAAUACCAGGUCCUAAAGGGGAUCCAGGUCAGACUAUAACCCAGCCGGGGAAGCCUGGCUUGCCUGGUAACCCAGGCAGAGAUGGUGACGUAGGUCUUCCAGGUGACCCUGGACUCCCAGGGCAACCAGGCUUGCCAGGGAUACCUGGUAGCAAAGGAGAACCAGGUAUCCCUGGAAUUGGGCUUCCUGGACCACCUGGUCCCAAAGGCUUUCCUGGAAUUCCAGGACCUCCAGGAGCACCUGGGACACCUGGAAGAAUUGGUCUAGAAGGCCCUCCUGGGCCACCCGGCUUUCCAGGACCAAAGGGUGAACCAGGAUUUGCAUUACCUGGGCCACCUGGGCCACCAGGACUUCCAGGUUUCAAAGGAACACUUGGUCCAAAAGGUGAUCGUGGUUUCCCAGGACCUCCAGGUCCUCCAGGACGCACUGGCUUAGAUGGGCUCCCUGGACCAAAAGGUGAUGUUGGACCAAAUGGACAACCUGGACCAAUGGGACCUCCUGGGCUGCCAGGAAUAGGUGUUCAGGGACCACCAGGACCACCAGGGAUUCCUGGGCCAAUAGGUCAACCUGGUUUACAUGGAAUACCAGGAGAGAAGGGGGAUCCAGGACCUCCUGGACUUGAUGUUCCAGGACCCCCAGGUGAAAGAGGCAGUCCAGGGAUCCCCGGAGCACCUGGUCCUAUAGGACCUCCAGGAUCACCAGGGCUUCCAGGAAAAGCAGGUGCCUCUGGAUUUCCAGGUACCAAAGGUGAAAUGGGUAUGAUGGGACCUCCAGGCCCACCAGGACCUUUGGGAAUUCCUGGCAGGAGUGGUGUACCUGGUCUUAAAGGUGAUGAUGGCUUGCAGGGUCAGCCAGGACUUCCUGGCCCUGCAGGAGAAAAAGGUAGUAAAGGAGAGCCUGGCCUUCCAGGCCCUCCUGGACCAAUGGAUCCAAAUCUUCUGGGCUCAAAAGGAGAGAAGGGGGAACCUGGCUUACCAGGUAUACCUGGAGUUUCAGGGCCAAAAGGUUAUCAGGGUUUGCCUGGAGACCCAGGGCAACCUGGACUGAGUGGACAACCUGGAUUACCAGGACCACCAGGUCCCAAAGGUAACCCUGGUCUCCCUGGACAGCCAGGUCUUAUAGGACCUCCUGGACUUAAAGGAACCAUCGGUGAUAUGGGUUUUCCAGGGCCUCAGGGUGUGGAAGGGCCUCCUGGACCUUCUGGAGUUCCUGGACAACCUGGCUCCCCAGGAUUACCUGGACAGAAAGGCGACAAAGGUGAUCCUGGUAUUUCAAGCAUUGGUCUUCCGGGUCUUCCUGGUCCAAAGGGUGAGCCUGGUCUGCCUGGAUACCCAGGGAACCCUGGUAUCAAAGGUUCUGUGGGAGAUCCUGGUUUGCCCGGAUUACCAGGAACCCCUGGAGCAAAAGGACAACCAGGCCUUCCUGGAUUCCCAGGAACCCCAGGCCCUCCUGGACCAAAAGGUAUUAGUGGCCCUCCUGGGAACCCCGGCCUUCCAGGAGAACCUGGUCCUGUAGGUGGUGGAGGUCGUCCUGGGCAACCAGGGCCUCCAGGCGAAAAAGGCAAACCCGGUCAAGAUGGUAUUCCUGGACCAGCUGGACAGAAGGGUGAACCAGGUCAACCAGGCUUUGGAAACCCAGGACCCCCUGGACUUCCAGGACUUUCUGGCCAAAAGGGUGAUGGAGGAUUACCUGGGAUUCCAGGAAAUCCUGGCCUUCCAGGUCCAAAGGGCGAACCAGGCUUUCACGGUUUCCCUGGUGUGCAGGGUCCCCCAGGCCCUCCUGGUUCUCCGGGUCCAGCUCUGGAAGGACCUAAAGGCAACCCUGGGCCCCAAGGUCCUCCUGGGAGACCAGGUCUACCAGGUCCAGAAGGUCCUCCGGGUCUCCCUGGAAAUGGAGGUAUUAAAGGAGAGAAGGGAAAUCCAGGCCAACCUGGGCUACCUGGCUUGCCUGGUUUGAAAGGAGAUCAAGGACCACCAGGACUCCAGGGUAAUCCUGGCCGGCCGGGUCUCAAUGGAAUGAAAGGAGAUCCUGGUCUCCCUGGUGUUCCAGGAUUCCCAGGCAUGAAAGGACCCAGUGGAGUACCUGGAUCAGCUGGCCCUGAGGGGGAACCGGGACUUAUUGGUCCUCCAGGUCCUCCUGGAUUACCUGGUCCUUCAGGACAGAGUAUCAUAAUUAAAGGAGAUGCUGGUCCUCCAGGAAUCCCUGGCCAGCCUGGGCUAAAAGGUCUACCAGGACCCCAAGGACCUCAAGGCUUACCAGGUCCAACUGGCCCUCCAGGAGAUCCUGGACGCAAUGGACUCCCUGGCUUUGAUGGUGCAGGAGGGCGCAAAGGAGACCCAGGUCUGCCAGGACAGCCAGGUACCCGUGGUUUGGAUGGUCCCCCUGGUCCAGAUGGAUUGCAAGGUCCCCCAGGUCCCCCUGGAACCACCUCUGUUGCACAUGGAUUUCUUAUUACACGCCACAGCCAGACAACGGAUGCACCACAAUGCCCGCAGGGAACACUUCAGGUCUAUGAAGGCUUUUCUCUCCUGUAUGUACAAGGAAAUAAAAGAGCCCACGGUCAAGACUUGGGGACGGCUGGCAGCUGCCUUCGUCGCUUUAGUACCAUGCCUUUCAUGUUCUGCAACAUCAAUAAUGUUUGCAACUUUGCUUCAAGAAAUGACUAUUCUUACUGGCUCUCUACCCCAGAGCCCAUGCCAAUGAGCAUGCAACCCCUAAAGGGCCAGAGCAUCCAGCCAUUCAUUAGUCGAUGUGCAGUAUGUGAAGCUCCAGCUGUGGUGAUCGCAGUUCACAGUCAGACGAUCCAGAUUCCCCAUUGUCCUCAGGGAUGGGAUUCUCUGUGGAUUGGUUAUUCCUUCAUGAUGCAUACAAGUGCAGGGGCAGAAGGCUCAGGUCAAGCCCUAGCCUCCCCUGGUUCCUGCUUGGAAGAGUUUCGUUCAGCUCCCUUCAUCGAAUGUCAUGGGAGGGGUACCUGUAACUACUAUGCCAACUCCUACAGCUUUUGGCUGGCAACUGUAGAUGUGUCAGACAUGUUCAGUAAACCUCAGUCAGAAACGCUGAAAGCAGGAGACUUGAGGACACGAAUUAGCCGAUGUCAAGUGUGCAUGAAGAGGACAUAACAUUUUGAAGAAUUCCUUUUGUGUUUUAAAAUGUGAUAUAUAUAUAAAUAUAUAAAAUUCCUAGGAUGCAGUGUCUCAUUGUCCCCAACUUUACUACUGCUGCCGUCAAUGGUGCUACUAUAUAUGACCAAGAUAACAUGCUGACUAGUAACCAUCAAGAUUCAGAUGUACCUCAGCAAUGCGCCAGAGCAAAGUCUCUAUUAUUUUUCUACUAAAGAAAUAAGGAAGUGAAUUUACUUUUUGGGUCCAGAAUGACUUUCUCCAAGAAUUAUAAGAUGAAAAUUAUAUAUUUUGCCCAGUUACUAAAAUGGUACAUUAAAAAUUCAAUUAAGAGAAGAGUCACAUUGAGUAAAAUAAAAGACUGCAGUUUGUGGGAAGAAUUAUUUUUCACGGUGCUACUAAUCCUGCUGUAUCCCGGGUUUUUAAUAUAAAGGUGUUAAGCUUAUUUUGCUUUGUAAGUAAAGAAUGUGUAUAUUGUGAACAGCCUUUUAGCUCAAAAUGUUGAGUCAUUUACAUAUGACAUAGCAUGAAUCACUCUUUACAGAAAAUGUAGGAAACCCUAGAAUACAGACAGCAAUAUUUUAUAUUCAUGUUUAUCAAAGUGAGAGGACUUAUAUUCCUACAUCAAGUUACUACUGAGAGUAAAUUUAUUUUGAGUUUUAUCCCGUAAGUUCUGUUUUGAUUUUUUUUAAAAAACAAACCCUUUUAGUCACUUUAAUCAGAAUUUUAAAUGUUCAUGUUACAUACCAAAUUAUAAUAUCUAAUGGAGCAAUUUGUCUUUUGCUAUAUUCUCCAAGAUUAUCUCUUAAGACCAUAUGCCCCCUGUUUUAAUGUUUCUUACAUCUUGUUUUUACUCAUUUCUGACUGGACAAAGUUCUUCCAAACAAUUCUGAGAAACAAAAACACACACGCAGAAUUAACAAUUCUUUUCCCUGUGCUUCUUAUGUAAGAAUCCUCCUGUGGCCUCUGCUCGUACAAAACUGGGAAACAACACUUGGUUAGUCUCUUUUAAGUUACAAAAAGCCAAUUGAUGUUUCUUAUUCUUUUUAAAUUUUUAAUAUUUUGUUAUAAAUACUCACAGGAUACCUUAUUUCCCUAGCUAUCAUCUUCUCACUUAAUGUUUUUUAAACCCACCAAUAUAAAUUUAAUUAAAGAUAUAUGUUGUAA
Molecule: messenger RNA, 6552 nt
Organism: Pan troglodytes (chimpanzee)
Lineage: Eukaryota; Metazoa; Chordata; Mammalia; Primates; Hominidae
Gene: COL4A5
Product: collagen type IV alpha 5 chain
Exons: 51
Coding region: 328-5385 (1685 amino acids)
Biological process (GO): extracellular matrix organization
Cellular component (GO): collagen trimer
Molecular function (GO): extracellular matrix structural constituent conferring tensile strength
Source: RefSeq, a predicted model, not a curated record